This is a messenger RNA of Trichoderma harzianum CBS 226.95, 1464 nucleotides long. RefSeq lists its product as hypothetical. The record is from RefSeq and is a predicted model, not a curated record. Bases 1 to 1464 code for a protein of 487 amino acids. Lineage: Eukaryota; Fungi; Ascomycota; Sordariomycetes; Hypocreales; Hypocreaceae. Gene Ontology annotation, molecular function: rRNA (adenine) methyltransferase activity. The transcript has 2 exons. Gene Ontology annotation, cellular component: nucleolus. Gene Ontology annotation, biological process: ribosomal large subunit biogenesis; rRNA methylation.
AUGUUCGCCGUCCCCGGUUGGUCAGUCUCUUCCGAUGCGCUCAAGGCCGAAAAGCCCGCAGUCGCAGCCAGCAGCGGCUCUGCCAAGAAGCGCAAGAGGACCACCAGAGACGAGCCAGUGACGGCUGCCAACGUCGCCGAUCUGUAUGAGACAGUCGUCGAGGGGAAGAAGCCCAGUGGCGACAAGCCCGCGCAGGAUUCAAAACGCCAAAAGAAGUCUUCCGACGACAAGACCAAGGCCGGCGGCGAGAAGUCGGCGGCCGAGGCUAAUGAUGCAAAUGCAAACCCAAACCACGUAAAACUGCCAAAGAACAAAGAAAGGGGAAACCGGUCGGAAUCCCAAGACGAAACCACAGCAGCAGCAGCAGCAGUCGAAUCCCCCAAACCCGAACCCAAAGCCAAAGCCGAGCCCGCAGCAGUUCUACCUCCAGCACCACCCAAGUUGACGCCUCUACAAGCCUCAAUGAGGGAGAAGCUGGUUUCUGCACGAUUCCGCCACCUCAACGAGACGCUCUACACGCGGCCCUCGGAAGAAGCCUUCAAGCUGUUCCAAGAGUCCCCCGAGAUGUUUGACGAGUACCACGAAGGCUUCCGCCGCCAAGUCAAGGUGUGGCCCGAAAACCCAGUCGACAGCUUCCUGCAGGACAUUCGCACAAGGGCCAAGAUAAGGAAGGCCGGCAAGGGCAGGCCCAAUGCCCCGCAACUUCAGCUCAUCGCCAGCCCUCUGCCCAGGACCGGCGACACAUGCACCAUUGCCGACCUGGGAUGUGGCGAUGCCCGGCUGGCCGAGUCGCUCCAGAAGGACAAGAACAAGCUGCACAUCGACGUCAAGAGCUUCGACCUCCAGAGCCCCAGCCCUCUGGUCACAAAGGCCGACAUCGCCAACAUUCCCCUGGAGGACGGCUCCGUCAACGUCGCAAUCUUCUGCCUCGCCCUCAUGGGCACCAACUGGCUCGACUUUGUUGAAGAGGCCUACCGCCUGCUCCACUGGAAGGGCGAGCUCUGGGUCGCCGAAAUCAAGAGCCGCUUCGGCCCUGUGCGCAACAAGCACGCCCCCGUCACCCACAGCGUCGGCAACAGGCGCAAGCAGCCCUCCAAGAAGGAGGUGCAGGCCAAGGAGGCCGAGGCCGCUGGCCGCUUCGAAAAGGACCUCGCCGUCGAGGUGGAUGGCCAGGACGACCAGCGCCGUGAGACGGAUGUGUCGGCCUUUGUCGAGGCCCUAAGAAAGCGUGGCUUCGUCCUGCAGGGAGAUGGCCGCGAGGCUGUCGACUUGUCCAAUAGGAUGUUUGUUACCAUGCGCUUCAUCAAGGGUGCAGCUCCUACCAAGGGCAAGGGUGUCAAACCGGACGACGCUGGCCCAAAGAAAAAGAAAAUGUUUGGUCGCAUGCAGGACGAGGAUGCAGAGGAUCAGGGUGGCGAAACUGAGGGAGCUAUCCUCAAACCUUGCGUGUACAAGAUUCGAUGA